Molecule: messenger RNA, 1905 nt
Organism: Aspergillus uvarum CBS 121591
Lineage: Eukaryota; Fungi; Ascomycota; Eurotiomycetes; Eurotiales; Aspergillaceae
Exons: 5
Coding region: 1-1905 (634 amino acids)
Source: RefSeq, a predicted model, not a curated record
AUGGCCUCACUGCAAGAAUCCUUGGCGGGUCCAGGAUAUGUGAUUCUCAAUGCCAUUCGCGUCAUCAAUAUAAUCGUCUUUCUGGACAUCAUCGCUGCCAGUGCGGUGAUGUUGGUGAAGAUCUCGCUGUUGACCAGCUUUUUCUUCUUCGAGGCAGUCUCUCGUGUGGCUACGGCAGGAGUUAGCAUCUUCCUCAUUAUCUCUGAGCUCCCCAUCUUGCGCGGCUACUUUGACCGCAAUUGGCCGUUACUAGGGCAGGAGUCGGGAUUCAUUACCCUGGCAAUCGCAAUGCUGGUACUGGGGAUGGAGGUGUUGGGCGACCUCAACACGAAGGCGACAAGCCAGGAGUCACUGGGGAUGCCGUUCUGGCGCCUCGUCCUCUCCGCUGGUAUCUUAUCCGUGAUCAUGAGCGUGAUCAAUGUGGCUGCGAGCUUCGUGUUUUCUGACCGUGACAUCGGAGUCAGCGCACGACAUGUCCGUCUCUAUGGAGCAGUGGCGCCCCAGAAAGUGGUAUCGCGAGCUGGAAGCCAACGAUCAUUCCAGCUGAGCAUGAAGCGGGAGGAAUCUUUGCCAACAUACAGCCCGCAAAGCUCGGUGCGGAGACACAUGUCUCAGCGGACUAGCACUCGCUUUCCACUCAAGAUCUCCCCACCACUUAAUCCGAUCAAUAUCAGCGACGCGGCAUCAUGGUUGAACUCGGGAUCUCGUUUGCAACGUAUGUAUCACCUACCCUACCCCCCACCCCCCCAAUCCACCCUUUUUUACAUUUCAUUCCUCAUCUUCUUCGCGCCCAUCAUAAUCCCACGCGCCAUCAACCUCUACCGCAGCCUGCGCGUAUCGAUAGCGACCAGACCGCCGCCUCGACCGAUCCCCCACGAUGCCGCGCGCGCGCUGAAUCUCCUCUUCUUCUCCAUCACCUUCUUCUUCCUGCUCAGCCUGCCCUUCAGCCCGCGGGCCCCACCGCAGAGCAUCUUCACGCUCACGCACUCGCGCAUCAACACGGCCAGCGACGUGCUGUUCGCGCGCCUGGCGCGCCUGCGACCGGAGAACACCCUGACGGCGACCGACCUGCUGCUGAAGACGAAACUCACCUCGCUGCCGGCGCGCAAGCUCUACCUGCGCUUCGGCCCGGACGCCCUGGCCCGCUGCCAGUUCUGCUCGCUCGACAACCCCACCACCUACAUCCUCUACUACCUCCCGAGCCACGUCCUGCUCCCGCACCUGUUCCACCUGGCCAUCCUGGGCGCCGCCACCGCCGCGCCGCUCACGGGCCCGGACGCCAGCCGCUGGCGCAACAAGUUCACGCUCGCCGGCGCCGCCCUGGCCCUGCUGGAUCUCUACCUGGUCUUCCGCUACGAUCCCGUGCAGACCGGGCCCGCGGCCCUGCGCGCCGGCCUCUCCGUCCCCACCGCCGCGUACUACCAGCUGGGCCUGCUGCGGCCGCUCGCCUUCGCCGUUGUGGAUGGGGUCGGUGCGCUGCUGAUCUACCUCGCCGCCUCCCGGCGGUUCUUCUACGCGCCGCCGUCCCAGGCCGAGCAGGUCGCCCAGCUGGUCUCCACGGCGCUGUCCGCGCUCGGCGGCGCCACAUCCAAGCUGCACGCCCUGAGCGUCACCCGCAGCACGGUCGUGCGCGACAGGGUGCUCAAGGAUCGCGACGAUGCCUACUGGCGGACCGUGGUGGCGCUGCAUGUCGACAACCCGGCGCUCCGGGCGAGCGAAGAUGGGCCUGGGGCGCCGGCUGCCUCGUCGGCGGCACCGAUCUCGAUCUGGGAGGAAGAGGAGGUGGUUCGUGCCAUGUCGCGCGCCAUGGCUGGGCAGGGUGGGGUGGAGAUGGCCAAGUUGGGGAUGGACGCUGCGGAGUAUGUCAAUACCAUCACCAAGGGGCUGGAUGGUGCUGGUCAGUAG